AUGGCAAGUGUAGCUGCGCUAAGAGCCUUGAGGAAACGAAUCAGUCCUUCCUUCACGUCACAAAUUAUCGCUUUCACCUCCAAUUCUCGAUCCAUUAGCACACUGGUGUUAGCUGAACACGAAGGUGGUGCUAUCAAGCCCCAAUCAGUGAGCGCGGUAAAGGCUGCAAAAUCUUUAAGCAACGACAAUCCUAUUUCAUUGCUAUUGGCAGGCUCCGGCUCUGCCCUUCACGAAGCCGCAGCAAAUGCCGCUUCAUGUGACCCUUCAGUUUCUGAGGUUCUUGUCGCUGAUUCUGAUGAAUUUAGUCAUCCUCUAGCAGAGCCUUGGGCUAAACUGAUCCAUUUGGUUCAGCGGAAGGGCGGGUACUCACAUGUAAUCACUGCUUCAGGUUCGUUUGGCAAGAACAUACUGCCAAGGGCAGCUGCCCUUUUAGAUGUUUCUCCGAUCACGGAUGUGAUUGAAAUUUCAGACCCUCAUCUAUUUGUCAGGCCAAUAUAUGCUGGUAACGCACUUUGUACUGUUCGAUACACUGGUGCCGGACCUUGCUUGUUGACAGUUAGAUCAACAUCCUUUCCAGUGCCCUCCAUCUUAGCCGAUUCAAAAUCAAAUGAAGCUCCUAUCACCCAGGUUGAUCUCUCCACCUUUGGUGAAGAUUCUGUUGGUAAAUCUCGAUAUGUAAAGCACACAUCACAGGAUACAGAACGCCCUGAUCUUGGGAAUGCUCGUGUUGUGGUUACUGGGGGCCGUGCAUUGAAAAGUGCUGAAAACUUCAAAAUGAUAGAAAAACUUGCUGAGAAACUUGGUGCAGCUGUUGGAGCUACCCGUGCUGCUGUUGAUGCAGGAUAUGUUCUUAAUGACCUUCAGGUUGGCCAAACUGGAAAGAUAGUUGCCCCAGAGUUGUACAUGGCUUUUGGUGUUUCUGGAGCCAUUCAACACUUAGCAGGCAUGAGAGAUUCCAAGGUCAUUGUUGCUGUGAACAAAGAUGCAGAGGCCCCCAUAUUCCAGGUUGCUGACUAUGGACUUGUAGGCGAUAUCUUUGAAGUGAUACCAGAGUUGCUAGAGAAGCUUCCUGAGACAAAAUAA
This is a messenger RNA of Prunus armeniaca (apricot), 1083 nucleotides long. Lineage: Eukaryota; Viridiplantae; Streptophyta; Magnoliopsida; Rosales; Rosaceae. The record is from the annotation of a GenBank genome assembly.